Chiloscyllium plagiosum (whitespotted bambooshark) is the source of this 4695-nucleotide messenger RNA. It is a transcript of the gene nrcama, whose product is annotated as neuronal cell adhesion molecule a. NCBI's taxonomy places the organism in Eukaryota, Metazoa, Chordata, Chondrichthyes, Orectolobiformes, Hemiscylliidae. Gene Ontology annotation, cellular component: plasma membrane; axon. The record is from RefSeq and is a predicted model, not a curated record. Gene Ontology annotation, biological process: homophilic cell-cell adhesion; axon guidance; dendrite self-avoidance. Gene Ontology annotation, molecular function: cell-cell adhesion mediator activity.
GUGCUCCUCUUGGUGGCUACUACAGCUCUCUGUGCAGCGGCGGAUUCCCAGGGUGCUGAAGGAACUGAUUUCCAGCAUUCCUACUCUUCGAGAUCAGAAAAUGCCGGGAAGGAAGACAAACCGAGCAUGCAGGAGCACUUCAAUCCUUCUCCUUCUGGUCCACCUUGGGACAGCGUUGGAUGUACCCCUUGACUCAAAAAUUCUGGAUGAACUGCCGCAACCCCCUACAAUCACCCACCAGUCUCCAAAGGAUUACAUAAUCGAUCCAAGGGAUAACAUACUGAUCCAGUGUGAGGCAAAAGGGAAGCCAGCUCCCAGGUUUUCCUGGACCCGCAAUGGAACCCAUUUUAACCUGGACAAAGACCCGCGAGUGACAAUGAAGCCAAACUCAGGGACGCUGCUCAUUAACAUUGUGGGUGGCGGGAAAGCGGAAACUUACGAAGGAGAGUAUCAAUGUACAGCAAGAAACGAUCGCGGCACAGCCCUGUCCAACAAGAUUAUCAUCCGCCAGUCCAGGUCCCCCAUGUGGGCUAAAGAGAAGAUUGACGUGAUUGAAGUCCGUGAGGGGGCUUCGCUUGUCCUCCCCUGCAACCCACCAUCUGGCCUUCCACCUCCAAUCAUCUUCUGGAUGGAUAACUUGAUGCAAAGGUUUGCACAAAACGAACGGGUGUCACAGGGUCUGAACGGAGAUCUGUAUUUUUCAAACGUGCUGCCGGAGGACACCCGGGGGGACUACAUCUGCUACGCCAGGUUCAACCACACUCAGACCAUUCAGCAGAAGCAGCCAAUCUCUGUCAAGGUGUUGACGCUGGAUGCCAUCAAUGAGACUUAUGCAGGUUAUUCGAAUGGCACUGAACUGUAUGGUGACAGCCCAGUGGGAGAACGAAGGCCCUUCAUUCUCAGUCCCAAAGAAGCAAGCAGCAGUAAGACUGUACUGAGAGGGCAGGUCCUAUACUUGGAAUGUAUUGCCGACGGCCUGCCCACACCAAUUAUCCAUUGGACCAAAGAAGGGGGAGAAUUGCCCAGCCACCGGGCCUUGGAGGUCAACUUUAAGAAGACCCUGAAAAUUAUUGAUGUCUCCGAGUCAGAUGCUGGGAAAUACCGGUGCACAGCCAAGAAUUACUUGGGAAGCAGUACACAUGUCAUUUUCGUCACAGUCAAAGCUGCACCCUAUUGGAUCAGCGAACCCAAGAACUUGAUCCUCGCGCCCGGGGAGGAUGGAACGUUGAUCUGCAGAGCUAAUGGCAAUCCCAAGCCCACUAUCCAGUGGCUGGUCAAUGGUUUUCCGAUUGAAAAUGCCCCAAGUGACAUCAGCAGGGAACUAAUGGAUGACACUAUUCGCUUCACUAAAGUCCAGGUCUCUUCCAGUGCUGUUUACCAGUGCAAUGCCUCCAACGAGCAUGGAUAUUUGUUGGCAAACGCAUUUGUCAAUGUACUCGCGGAGACGCCCAGAAUGCUGACACCGCCUGACCAGGUUUAUCAGGUCAUUGCCAAUAAGGCUGUGUUGCUGGACUGUGCGUAUUUUGGAUCACCAAUACCUCAGAUUCAAUGGUUCAAGGAUGACCAAGGCAGUGUCCUCCGCGGUGACUCUUAUGUUUUCCAUGACAAUGGCACUUUGGAGAUUGCCUUUUCGCAGAAGAAUGACAGUGGGACGUACACCUGCAUCGCAACCAAUUCCCUUGGCGUCGUCCAGAACAAAGCAUUUCUCCAGGUCAAAGAUCCGACGACCAUCCUGAAGCAGCCGCGUUAUCAGUCAGUGCAGACGAUGGGCACGGCUGUGUUUGAGUGCAGAGUGAAGCACGACCCGUCACUUACUCCAGAAAUUACGUGGCUGAAAAACAACGAGGAGCUGCCUGAUGACGACAGGCACCAAGCCUCUGGCGACACCUUGACCAUUCUGAAUGUGUCUGAGGAAGAUCAGGGAUCCUACACGUGUGUGGUGAACACCACUUUGGACACCAACUCUGCAACAGCCGACCUUACUGUCCUAGCCCGUUCCUCAACUCCAGCUAGCCCAUACGACAGUCCCGAUCCCCCUUCGGACCUGGAAUUAACCAACCCUCAAGAUAGAAGUGUGCAGCUGUCCUGGAUUCCAGGGGAUGAUCAUAACAGUCCCAUUACAAAGUUCAUCAUUGAAUAUGAAGAGGAUCAGUUUGAGCCUGGAUUGUGGCAUCAUUUGACCGAUGUCGGAGGAAAGCAGACAACGGUCCACCUGAAGCUUUCCCCCUUUGUGAACUACAACUUCCGGGUCAUUGCUGUCAACCGAGUAGGCAGGAGCGAUCCGAGUUAUCCAUCCGAACGCUACUUCACACAGCCAGCUGCUCCUGAUGAAAACCCCACAGGAGUCCAAGGGAUGGGAACAGAACCCAACAAUCUGGUGAUAACCUGGGAGCCUUUGAAAGGUGUCCAGUCCAAUGGGCCAGGCCUAACUUACAAAGUCAGCUGGAGACAGAAGGACAGUGAUGACGAAUGGACCUCUGUGAUGGUUGCCAAUGUUUCAAAAUACAUCGUUUCGGGCACCCCGGAAUUUUCUCCCUAUGAGUUGAAAGUGCAGUCGUUCAACACCCUUGGAGCUGCCUCGGAGCCUGAAAUUGUAAUCGGAUACUCCGGCGAGGAUUUGCCAAUGUUGGCUCCUAGCAAUGUGCGUGUCCACGUCGUCAAUAGCACACUCGCAAAGGUGCACUGGGACCCAGUUCCACUGAAAAGUGUCCGUGGAUUCCUCAAGGGAUAUAACAUCUACUAUUGGAAGCAAGUGAGCCUGAACAAGCGGGGCAAAGGUCACACAGAUGUCAAGAUUUUGAACUUUCUGGGAGAUAAGAGCCACGGCAUGUUGCCAGGGUUAGAACCUUUCAGCGUUUACAAGCUAAAUGUUCGAGUCCUUAACGGGAAAGGAGAAGGACCUCCCAGUGAAGAUGUGGUACUGCAAACUCCAGAAGGAGUGCCCAGCUCUCCAGAAUUCUUGAAGAUUACAAGCCCAACACUCAACUCUCUGACCCUGCAGUGGGGCCCUCCACUUCAUCCAAAUGGUAUUCUGAAUGGAUACACACUCAAGUACCAGCCCAUUAACAGUACGCAUGAACUCGGCCCUCUGGUGGAAAUCACAAUCCCUGCAGAGAAUGAAACCAGUUGGACUCUGAGAAAUCUGAACUUCAGCACUCGCUACAAGUUCUAUCUCAACGCCUUUACCAGCGUGGGAGCAGGCAGCAAGUUAACCGAAGAGGCCAUUACAGUCCUGGAUGAAGUGAUUCACCAAACCGCACCAGGGGCAGGCAAAGGAAUAUCUGCAACAUCUCCAUUUUUGAAAACAGAUUUAAUAAUCCCUGUUGAUGAAAAAAUGAAGGUCAUGGUACUUCGCCCAGUAAUUACGAACAUUACCUCAGCCGCAACCCAUGCAAAUAUCAGUUGGGAGUUUGGCCGAACGGAUAUGCACUUUUAUGUUGAAUAUGAGAUAGCUGACAGUAAAGAGCCUCUGGACAAAAUGCAAAUCAAUGCCUCGCAGAACUCCUUUGUGCUAAAGGGCUUGUUGCCAGCAACAGUUUACAGAGUGCGAGUUAUUGCCGAGAACCAAGCGGGCCAGUUGCGGAGUAAGGACGAGCGGUUUGAAACCCGUCCACCAGCCAUGGCAAGCCGACAGGUAGACAUUGCUACCCAGGGUUGGUUCAUUGGAUUAAUGUGUGCCAUUGCCCUCUUGAUCCUGAUCCUCUUGAUUGUCUGCUUCAUCAAAAGGAAUAAAGGCGGCAAAUAUCCAGUCAAGGAGAAAGAGGAUGCUCACGCAGAUCCUGAGAUCCAGCCCAUGAAAGAAGAUGACGGAGCCUUUGGUGAAUACAGUAAGCACUUCUGAAGCAGUGAAGAGCACCAUCUCCAAUACAGUGCCAAAGGAUUAUUGUGAAAUUGAAGCCUUAUGUGUUUUUGUAAUUCUUAUACCUCUUAUACCUGUACUUGAAUUUCUUUCCCAUUUUGUAUGAGACAUAAGCCCUGUAAGCUUUAUUGAUGUGCAUUACUGCUAAUUAUUUACAGAUACAUAUAUAUAUCCAUAGUAUCUCUGUAAUGUAUAAUUAGCUGUAUGUUGCUGUCCAUCUAUAAUGCCUAGCUGUUUCUACAAAACAUUAGGGUGCAACAAUUUACCAGUUGAUGGGACUUGUUUUUUAUGGCAGUGUUCCACUCACGGGGGCUACCACACCACUCAUUCCUGAUGAAGGGCUUUUGCCUGAAAAGUUGAUUUUCCUGCUCCUUGCAUGCUGCCUGUCCUGCUGUGCUUUUCCAGCACUACUCUAAUCUUGGCUACCAGUGCCUGGGGGAACAGGUCAAUGGUUGGAUGUGAUGCCUUUACAGCCAACCAACUUGCCAGGGCCGUCUCCCUUUCACCUCAAAUAAGGAAUAGCUGGUUGGGGGGUGUGAUAUAAGAUAUCACUGCCAAUCAAGGGAAGCCCCACUAUCAGCCAACAUAUUCAGAGGGUUUAAAUGCAGGAUGGUGGGGUGAGGAGGGAAAGAGAAGGGAGGAGGAGGAGAAAUUUUGACAAGAAAAUCCAAAUUGUUGCACCUUAAUGGAAAUGAAGGGUGAAUGUGUUGGUGCUACUUGGCACUGCGUAAUGUUCUUGAUCAGUAAUGUUGCUUGUCUGGAAAGCUGAAACUCAAUUGAAUUUGUUGGACUUUUAACUUGAUUCCGCUAUUGUUGAUUAAACCUCUGAGAACUGA